UUUUUUUUUUUCUGCCGGACAUUACAGCAGGCAUGUAUUAAACCAGAGGAGGCAGAGAAGGGUCGAUAAACAGGAGAGACAAAACACCGCUAACAUCGAAGAGGCUUAAAAACAGGACAUUUCAAGAAAACAAAAGAAGAAGAAGAAAAAAAAAAAAACAGCCUACUGACUACAGCAAGGAUGCCCACAUGCUUCAGAGUCAUUUCCAGUUCACCCUGAAGAGGAAUUUGACACUUCAGUGUAAAAAAAAGUGAUGAAUGAGGGUCGUUCAGCUUCCACUCUCCUGAGAAGGUGCCAUCUUGUUUUGUCCAAAGCGGACACACUUGGAUCUUCUCUUACCAGAGCUGCUACGUCUGCAGAUCCAAGCGAUGGCGGAGCCUUUCAGCCAGAGAAUGAUGCAGCCUUCCCCCUGGAUGAGCUCUCAGACUUGUUUGAAAGUGAGGAUGGCUCGCCGUCAACACAAGAUACUAAUCAGGAUCUGGAGCAGGCACAAGAGCUGGACCAGGCUGUCCAACCUGCAGAUGGGAAACAGAACCUGCGCAUGAAGUUCCAGGGUGCAUUCAAGAAAGGCAUUUCUAACCCUAUGGACCUACUGGAGUCGACACUAUAUGAAUCAACUGUUGUUCCAGUCCCCAAGAAAGCACCCAUGGACUCGCUGUUUGACUAUGGUACCCACAGAAACAAUAACAACCAGAAACGACGCAGGAAGAAGCUUCCUAGAGGUAAAACUGAGACUUCCUGUGAAGAUGGUCCAAGUCUGGAGCUUCCAAAGGUUAUGAAAUUAUUCAGCCGCUCCCUCCUCUUUGACGGCGUGUCGCGAGGAGAGCCUGCAGCCCUCGAGGGCUUGUUGGAGUUCCUGCAAAGUCACAAUAAAAGGUUAACAGAUGAGGAGUUCAGAGAGCCAUCUACGGGUAAAACAUGCCUGCCCAAAGCCCUGCUGAAUCUUUACAGUGGUCAGAACAACACCAUCCCACUGUUGAUGGACAUAGCGGAGAAGACUGGAAACCUCAGAGAGUUCAUAAAUACACCCUUCAGGGACGUCUACUACAGAGGUCAGAUGGCACUCCACAUUGCAAUAGAGCGCCGCUGUAAGCAGUAUGUGGAGCUGUUGGUGGAGAAAGGUGCUGAUGUUCACGCCCAGGCGAGGGGACGCUUCUUCCAGCCCAAAGAUGAGGGAGGUUACUUCUACUUCGGUGAGUUGCCACUCUCUCUGGCCGCAUGCACUAACCAGACUGAUAUUGUGCACUACCUGACUGAGAAUCCACACAAGAAGGCAGACCUUCGGCGCCAGGAUUCCCGUGGAAACACAGUACUGCACGCGCUGGUGCAUAUUGCAGACAACACCAAGGAUAACACCCGAUUUCUCACCAAGAUGUACGACCUGCUACUGAUCAAGACGGCCAAGCUUUACCCAGACUGCAACCUGGAGAUCAUCCUCAACAACGACGGCAUGUCACCUCUUAUGAUGGCGGCCCAGCUGGGCAAAAUUGGGAUUUUUCAGCACAUCAUCCGCCGUGAGAUCAAAGAUGAUGAAGCUCGGCAUCUGUCUCGCAAAUUUAAGGACUGGGCUUAUGGUCCGGUGUACUCCUCCCUGUACGAUCUGUCAUGUUUGGAUACCUGUGGAGAGGAGCCAUCGGUUCUUGAAAUCCUAGUCUACAAUAGCCGCAACGAGAAUCGACAUGAGAUGCUGGCAGUCGAGCCCAUCAAUGAGCUGUUGAGAGCAAAAUGGCAGAAGUUCGCUGCCGUCACUUUUUACAUCAGUGUGGUUUCCUACCUCGUCACCAUGAUCAUUUUCACUGUAGUGGCUUACAGCCACCCGACAGAUGGAACGCCUCCUUACCCUUACACAACCUCCACCGAUUACCUGCGGAUGGCCGGGGAGAUCGUCACUCUUGCCUCAGGAAUCUUUUUCUUUCUCACUAACAUUAAGGAUGUCUUCCUGAAGAAGUGCCCCGGGGUCAAGUCUUUAUUUAUUGAUGGUUCCUUUCAGUUGCUCUACUUCAUCUACUCCAUCCUUGUGAUUGUCACAGCCGCCCUCUACCUGUCAGGUGUGAAGGCCUAUGUGUCGGUGAUGGUGUUUGCGCUUGUGCUAGGCUGGAUGAACACACUUUACUUUACAAGAGGCUUGAAACUCACUGGAACCUACAGCAUCAUGAUACAGAAGAUUCUUUUCAAAGACCUUUUUAGAUUUCUGCUGGUUUACGUGCUCUUCAUGAUUGGUUAUGCAUCAGCCCUGGUGUCACUGCUAACGACAUGUCCUCAGUCUGGCACAGAGUGCGACGGGGGCUGCCCCACCUACCCCAACUGCAGGGACACAGACACCUUCAGUGUCUUCUUGCUGGACCUCUUCAAGCUGACCAUUGGGAUGGGAGAGCUGGACAUGAUCCACAGUGCACAGUAUCCCGCGGUUUUCCUCAUCCUGCUAGUGACUUAUAUCAUUCUUACGUUUGUACUCCUGCUCAACAUGUUGAUUGCUUUGAUGGGGGAGACGGUGGGACAGGUGUCAAAGGAGAGCAAAAAGAUCUGGAAGCUUCAGUGGGCAACGACCAUCCUGGACAUUGAGCGUUCUUUCCCAGUCUGCCUUCGUAAGUCUUUUCGAGUUGGGGAGAUGGUGACUGUUGGGACAAACUGGGAUGGCACGCCCGACCGACGCUGGUGCUUCAGGGUGGAUGAGGUGAACUGGUGCCACUGGAACCAGAAUCUGGCAAUUAUCAAUGAGGAUCCAGGCAAGACUGAGACCUGUCAAACCAACAGGUUACAGCAGAGUGUCAGAGGCCUGAGGAGAGAUCGCUGGUCCACGGUGGUGCCACGGGUGGUGGAGUUGAGCAAAGGGCUGCAACCCCGUGAUCUCAUGAUAGAGAUGGAGCCGCUGACACCCAGGCACUGAUGCAUGCAGACGACUUGUGCUUCUCACAGCAGAACGAACGUCUGCUACAGCAGAGACAUCAUGUGACUGGGGAUGAGUUUGGCUUUAAGCGUGCUCAUUUGCACAAAUCUCAUUGACCUUUUGUUGAGGAGUAUUGUAAACACUGCUGUCAGACAGUAAUAGGGCAGAGGAAUGAGAACAUGGAGACACUGGAUGUACAGUGAUUCACCAAACAGAGGAGAACCUCCAGCAAACCCUGACAUAUAAAUGAUGAAAAUGUUUUAUAUCAACUAUACUGGACUCUAUCAGAAGCUGUUCACUCAGGGAUUCUGUCAGGCUUAAAGUUUUACACAAAACAGAUUUAUGAGUGUUGUAAUCGCUAGAAGAAGCAUCAUCAUUAGCAGGAUACAUCAAGAAACGAUUUUUGUAUUGAUGCAUCUGCAACUAUAAUAUUACAGGGACGUAUUCAAGAAAAGUUUUCAUUUGAACUGAAACAAUGCAUUAUGUCAAACUUUUUGAUGUGCUCAGCAUUGUAUAAAUACAUUAUUCUCAGCGCGAUGGGCAUGAUGAGCAGGUUACAGUUGUCAAGCGACUAAACUAAUGCAAGACAAUAGCCCUCCGUGUUGUGGUUUGUCUUUGAAUUUCCAGUGUUAUUGUUCCUUUUCAGCUGGGGUAUUUGCAUAAUCAACUCUCAGGCCUCACCAUUAUGUGCUUCCCAUAUUUACUGCAGUGUUUUCAUUGCAAUUGGCUCCUUGCCCUGUGCAGCAUUUUGUUUAUGUGAAUCUACUGUAUGUAUGCAUGUAUUUGUGCUAUUGUAUCACAUCAGAAUGUGCUAUAAAUUAGAGCCCAUACAAAUCAUUUUCACCAAUUCAGUGCUGCUGAGGGCGACAGGUUACUGUUCACCGUGUUCACAUUGCUUUUAUAAAGAGGAAUGUCUGUGCAUUUUUGUAUUAUAUGGAGCACAUUGCUGCACAGGAUAGUAAUGACCGGCAUUAAUAAAGCAAGCAAUAUUUUUCUCUUGU
Messenger RNA from Thalassophryne amazonica, 3888 nucleotides. RefSeq names its product transient receptor potential cation channel, subfamily V, member 4 (gene trpv4). The record is from RefSeq and is a predicted model, not a curated record. The transcript is spliced from 17 exons. Gene Ontology annotation, cellular component: cilium; membrane. Gene Ontology annotation, biological process: calcium ion import across plasma membrane; osmosensory signaling pathway; actin filament organization. Gene Ontology annotation, molecular function: calcium channel activity; protein binding. The coding region runs from base 254 to 2887 and encodes 877 amino acids. NCBI's taxonomy places the organism in Eukaryota, Metazoa, Chordata, Actinopteri, Batrachoidiformes, Batrachoididae.